CUUAUGUUGAAAAAGAGGGGGCAGAGCUGUAUUGAACAGGAUAACAGUUCAGGCAGACGUAGUGAGAAGGACAGACCGAAGAGACGAGCCUACAGCACAGCACAGCAUGGCAGAGAGAAGCACAACUGUCAGGGAGAAGAUCCCGAUAAAAUACGAAAAUCAGAAAGAAAUGCGGCGGCCGCGUGGCAGAAGACAAGGGAUAGCGCCCUUCUCACAUAUGGGAACCAUUGAAGUUAGAAAAAUGGGCUGAAAGAAGAAUACCAAUGUUUUGAUAUUUGAAAAAAUGUUUGUCAUCCGGAUGGUCGACCAUAUUUAUGACUAGGGGGAUUGGAAUGACCAAGACUUAAUCAAGGCCUGAACUGUCAUUCCCUCCCAAUGAAAUAAGAAGACAGCUAUGUACCCAAUUCUACUGGACAUUGAAGUGGAGACAACUGCUUUGUCAUCAAGAUGGCGACUGGGAUUUGGGAGCUAAUUGGAUUUUUGAAAAGCUGACUGCUUGGAUUUUUCUGGAUUUUAUUUGACUGUGUCAAUUGGAAUUACUUAAACUUUCACAUGGACUCUUGUGCUGGGGAUUCUUUGGACUCGGUUGUUUGAAUAGGCUAUUGUAAUAGUUGCUUUUACUGCAUUCAAUUAGAGUACUUUUCUACUUCUGUGAUUUCCUAAUGCGCUGUUAUUUAUAUUAAAUAAAACAAUGUGUUUUCACUAUUCUGACUCUUUCAUUGGUCAAUAUGCUACUCAAGAUUGUUACCAGACUAUAUUGUCUAUUUUCUAAAUGUGAAAAUUCUAAAUACAAACUGGUAUUUUCUGGGGAUUCUUAAUGCAUCCAGUCAGUGGAAGGGAUACAAUUUAAAAUUACAUAAAUAGUGCUAGCUAGUAAUUACUACCUUUACGUAGGAUUGAGGGAUGUAGUCGAAGGUAAACGCAAGUAACACAGUUUACGCAACUUUUUAUUUUGGGAAUCUUCACACCUAUUACGCUAAAGGUUUUUGCUGAAGUGUUUACGUUUACUUGUCUCCAUCUCGAGCAUUGCUUAGCAAUUUACCUUUGUGUACCACUACAUCCCUGGUGGGAUAAUUUCCUUUCAAGUUAAUUACAUCAUACACUUUGGGUACCAUUUAUACACUCUAGGUAGGACUUCUGUCCACAAAAUCUGAUUUGCGUAAUUAGAUUUUUUUUUAUACUGAAGUCAAGUUAAAGCGUAUGGCUUAUUGUGAUUAUUGCAGUCCAUGGUGAAGUGGCUGGCUAAUCCAGACUAUUAAUUAAACCAAUAAAAGUUAUACACUGCAGCUCUACAUAAUACAAAGAGUUGAGCUUUUGGCAAGAACUGAAAUGGUGUCCAAGGUUCUUUGCGUCUAAAAUGGCUCCUGAAGUCUUAUUUCCUGUCUGAACAGGAAGUGAUGGGUCUCAGUGUUUUAAAUAUUAUUGUUCAACUUUAAACCCAUCUUUGUUUCAAUAUGUGUCUAACUUUGUCAAAUGAUAUCCUCUUGAAGUGAAGAAACUAAAUUUAAAAAAAUAUAAAAAUGUAAUAUAGUUUUGCCGUUUUUAUACAAAAUUAAGGGGGUGGGACUUUUGGACAUCACCUGAGUGUGGGGUAAAUGGAAAUAACGUCAAUCAAAGGCAAAGCUUUCAGAGCUAGGAAGGAGCCCUAGAUGGCGGAUGAGCCUUGGGAAAGGGAACAAUUAACUGAGCUUUCGUCAGACCUUUUCUUUUUCAUGAAAUCAAGCUCGAAUAUGACGCGCUAUUAAUAUUUGUUUUACUUAAAAGAAAACGUGUUACUAUAGUGAACAGUGAAUUAGGUUUUCUGCGGUAUUUAAUGCGUUUUUCGUCGUGUAGAUCCGUUUUGCAGCGUGUAUGCGCGAGUCGUUGUUUUCUCUGCCUAGGUUUGGCAGCCAUGGCGCCCCUCCAUUUUUAGUGUGCUCUGUGAAGAGCUCUAGCAUUUCGUCUCAGUAUCACUUUUGUGAGGUUUCAUUAUCCUAUUAUCAACAUUUAGUUUUUUUGUGCCUGUUUAUUUUCAUUCAACCUUUUUAAAUGACAUUUAUUUUAAUUUUAAUGUCAUAAGUAUUAAAGUCUGCUUUUGCGGAUGUGAAUCUAACUUCAUUAUACCUUCCUGUACAUGGAAUAGUCAAUACCAGGACAUAAGAUCAUCAAAUCAAACGUUUUCAAGAUAAAACGACGAUGAAGAAUAAGAAUAAAAAGCAAGAAGAUGAAGGUUCGACUCAAAGCAACGCAUCAAGCAAUUCGGCCUCUGAAGAAUCAAACCACUCUGGGUCGGAGUCUGGGAGUCAGUCGGAGAGUGAACAGGGCAGGGAGAGGAGAAGAUCGCACCACUCUGGAGAGUCCAACAGUUCCUCUGAAUCUGGGAGCCAGUCUGGGUCUCAGAGUGAAUCCCAGCAAGCCUCAGCAGAGGUCAACGACAAACCACCAGUUAAAAAGAGAGACAAUCUGGCAGAUGUAAAGAAGAUGUGGGAAGAGCAUCCAGAUGUCUAUGGGGUCAGGCGAUCAAAUCGCAGCAGGCAAGAACCUGCUCGUCUCAAUAUUGGAGCCGGGGGUAGCAGUGACUCAGAAGGUGAAAGUCCUAAAAGAAAAGCAACACGACAAAAAAGGAAAGAAAAUACCUGGAAGAGUGAUUACUCGGAGCAGGAGGAGGAUGCCAGCAGUGCAGACAGUGAGCAGGAAGAGAAAGUUAGAUCCAGACGACUUCCUGCUAGAAGACCACAGACCAAAUCAUCUACAGUCAAAAAACAGCAGCCUCCAAAGGGAAGGAAAACCAGGAAACAAGAGUCAUCUGUGGAGGAAGAUGAUGAUGACGGUGAUGAAGAUACCCCAAAGAGACAAACCCGGCGAAGGGUGGCGGCCAAAGUCAGUUACAAGGAGGACCUGAAUGACUUUGAGACAGAUUCUGACGACCUGAUAGAGAUGGAGGGAGCUGAGGUGGAGCCGGAAGAUGACAGCGAGACCAUUGAGAAGAUCAUGGACACCAGAACAGGCAAAAAAGGAGCCUGUGGGGCUUCCACUACCCAGUAUGCUGUGGAGGAAAACGGGGACCCCGGAGCAGACUUUGACUCUGAGAAGGAUGAAGGAGAGACCCAUUACCUGAUCAAGUGGAAAGGCUGGUCCUAUAUCCACAACACCUGGGAGAGCAUCGACUCCCUCACUCAACAGAAGGUCAAGGGACUGAAGAAACUAGAAAACUUCAAGAAGAAAAACAAUGAACUCAAUGCUUGGUUGAACAAAGCAUCCCCUGAGGAUUCAGAAUACUACAACUGCCAACAAGAGCUAACCACUGACUUAAAUAAGCAGUUCCAAAUUUUGGAGAGAGUCAUUGCGACUAAAAUAGGGAAGACACAGGGACCGUCUGAUUUCCCUUCUCACAGCCACAAGAAUGCGUCGUCGUCCAAUGAGCCGGAGUACCUGUGUAAGUGGAUGGGCCUGCCCUAUUCAGAGUGCAGCUGGGAGGAUGGAGCUCUGCUGGGGAAGAAGUUCCAGCAAUGUAUAGACAGCUUCACCAACAGGAACUCCAGCAAAACAGUCCCCUCCAAAGACUGCAAAGUGCUGAAACAGAGGCCCAGAUUUGUUGCACUGAAGAACCAGCCAUUGUACAUUGGGGAUGAGAACCUGCAGCUGAGAGAUUACCAAUUAGAUGGACUGAACUGGCUGGCUCACUCCUGGUGCAGGUGCAAUAGUGUGAUCCUGGCUGAUGAGAUGGGUCUGGGGAAAACCAUCCAGACCAUCUCAUUCCUUUCCUACCUGUUCCACCAGCACCAGCUGUAUGGGCCCUCUCUGGUGGUGGUGCCCUUGUCCACCCUCACCUCCUGGCAGAGAGAGUUUGACACCUGGGCCCCCGACAUGAACGUGGUGGUCUACCUGGGAGAUGUGAUGAGCAGGAAAUCGAUCCGUGACUAUGAGUGGGUAUGCCAUCAGACGAAGAGAAUAAAGUUCAAUGCACUUAUAACCACGUAUGAAAUUCUACUGAAAGACAAGGCAGUGUUGGGGAACAUAAACUGGGCCUUCCUGGGUGUGGACGAAGCUCACAGGCUGAAGAAUGAUGACUCCCUGUUGUACAAAACCCUGAUCGAGUUCCGGUCCAACCACAGACUUCUAAUCACAGGGACCCCACUGCAGAACUCUCUCAAAGAGCUGUGGUCCCUUCUGCACUUCCUCAUGCCUGACAAGUUUGAGAAUUGGGAAGAUUUUGAAAGCGACCAUGGUAAAGGGACUGACAAUGGCUACCAGAGCCUCCACAAAGUCCUUGAGCCCUUCCUCCUGAGGCGUGUCAAGAAGGAUGUGGAGAAAUCCCUGCCUGCCAAGGUAGAACAGAUCCUCCGUGUGGACAUGUCCGCCGUGCAGAAGCAGUACUACAAGUGGAUUCUGACCAGGAACUUCAGAGCCUUGCAGAAAGGCACCCGAGGCAGCUCCUCUGGUUUCCUCAACAUCGUCAUGGAGCUGAAGAAGUGCACUAACCAUGGUUUCCUCAUCAGGCAGCCCGAGGAGGAGUGUGACACUCAACAGGAGCACCUGCAGGCAUUGGUGAGGGGCAGUGGGAAGCUGGUGCUACUAGACAAGCUGCUGACCAGACUUCGGGAGAGGGGCAACCGAGUCCUCAUCUUCUCCCAGAUGGUGCGGAUGUUGGACAUUCUGGCUGAGUACCUGGCCCUGAAGCGCUACCCAUUCCAGCGCCUGGACGGUUCCAUAAAGGGAGAAAUACGAAAACAGGCACUUGACCACUUUAAUGCUGAAGGCUCUGAGGACUUCUGUUUCCUGCUGUCCACCAGGGCUGGAGGGCUGGGGAUCAACCUGGCAUCUGCAGACACUGUGGUCAUCUUUGACUCUGACUGGAAUCCUCAGAACGACCUGCAGGCUCAGGCCAGGGCUCACAGGAUUGGCCAGAAGAAACAGGUGAAUAUCUAUCGCUUGGUCACAAAGGGAUCUGUGGAGGAAGACAUUAUUGAGCGAGCCAAGAAGAAGAUGGUUUUGGACCAUCUUGUCAUUCAGAGAAUGGACACCACUGGUCGAACUGUACUGGAUAACAACUCUGGAAAUUCUAAUUCCAACCCAUUCAACAAAGAUGAGUUGACUGCCAUCCUGAAGUUUGGAGCUGAAGAUCUGUUCAAAGAGGCAGAAGGAGAGGAGACUGAACCUACGGAGAUGGAUAUCGAUGAGAUCUUACGGUUGGCUGAAACCAGAGAAAGCGACCACGGAUCCAGUGCCACAGAUGAGCUUCUCUCUCAGUUCAAGGUGGCCAACUUCUCCAACAUGGAGGAGAGUGCUCCAGACCUGGUGGAGCGGACGGUACCUGACUGGGAUGACAUCAUCCCUGAGGACCAGAGGCGGAAGCUGGAGGAGGAGCAGAAGCAGAAGGAGAUGGAGGACAUCUACAUGCUGCCCAGGAGCAGGAGCUCCAACAAGAGGCCCCAGGCUAACGACAGUGACAGUGACAUUGGCUCCAAGCUGAAGCACCGUUCCUCAGGCUCUGAGAGCGAGACGGACGACAGCGGCGAUGACAAGAAGCCAAAGAGGAGAGGCAGGCCCAGAGCCCGCAAGAACAACGUGGAGGGUUUUACUGAUGCAGAGAUCCGCAGGUACAGUAUGUUCAUCAAGGCUUACAAGAAAUUUGCAGCUCCGCUUGAAAGGCUGGAGUGCAUUGCCCGGGACUCUGAGCUGGUGGAAAAAUCCCAGGCAGACCUGAAGAGACUGGGAGAGCUGAUCCACAACAGCUGUGUGACGGCUGUCCAAGAGCACGAAGAGCACCUCAGAGAGAACCCCAGUGAAGCCAAAGGUCCUGGGAAGCGCAGAGGUAUAAACAUCAAAAUCUCAGGAGUGCAGGUCAAUGCCAAGUCCAUCAUUCAGCAUGAGGAGGAGUUUGAGCCACUGCACAAAGUUGUGCCAGCUAAUCCUGCUGAGAGAAACAAGUUCCAACUGACCUGCAGAGUGAAGGUGCCGCACUUUGACGUGGACUGGGAUCUGCAGGAUGACACUCAACUGUUGCUGGGGGUCUAUGAGCAUGGCUACGGCAACUGGGAUCUGAUGAAGACUGAUCCCGAUCUCAAACUUGCAGACAAGAUUCUCCCCGACGACCCAGAUAAGAAACCCCAAGGGAAGCAGUUGCAGGGCAGAGUGGACUACCUUCUGAAGACGUUGAAGAAAGAAGUGGACAGUAAAGAAGUCACUAAGGACGAGGUCAAAGUGAAGCAGAGGAAGCCUCGGGUGAAGAAAGAGAACAAGGCCCCUAAAGAUGAGCAGGGAAAUUACAUUUCCUCCCCUCGCCUGUCAGACAACCCCUCCGAGGAAGGGGAGGUGAGGGAUGACGGGACAGAAAAAACUCCCUCAAAGAAGAGACAGAAGAAAAAGGAUAACAAAGAGAACAAAGAAAAACAGGGAACUCCUAAAAAAGAGGUGGAAAAAGACAAACGUCCCAAGACAAAAAAAGAAAAGGCUAAAGGAGCCAAAGGGAAGAAGCCCCAGGGGCCGGUCCACAUUACUGCUGGAAGUGACCCUGUUCCCAUCGGAGAGGAUGACGACGAGCUGGACCAGGAGACCUUCAGCAUUUGUAAGGAGCGCAUGAGGCCGGUGAAGAAGGCUCUGAAACAGCUGGAUAAGCCUGACGAAGGCCUGUCUGUUCAGGAGCAGCUCCAACACACACGCACCUGCCUGCUGAAGAUAGGAGACCGCAUCACUGAGUGCCUUAAAGCCUACAGCGACCCAGAGCAUGUCAAAACAUGGCGUCGGAAUCUCUGGAUUUUUGUGUCCAAGUUCACAGAGUUCGGAGCGAGGAAGCUUCACAAGCUGUACAAGAUGGCUCAGAAGAAGCGGUCUCAGGAGGAGGAGAAGGAGCAUAAAAAAAAGGGGGAUGACCCGUCGGGCAAGAAGUCUUUCAGAGCAGAGGCGUCUAGUUCCAGUCGAGACUCCAGCGGCACCCAGCCAUCGUCUAAGUCUCAUCCAGGCAUGCCUCGCCCCUCUCCCACAUCCCCCCAAGGUCACCACAGAGAAGGCUAUAACAAAUCCAACAACAGACACUUUGGAAAUGAUGAUCGAGGAGAUUGGCAGAGAGAUCGCAAAUACAACUACCCUGGAAAUAGCAAUCAGUCCUGGCAAGGCGAGCGACAUCAUCCAUAUGAUGCCCAUCGGUAUAAGGACCAUCACUAUGGCGACCGUCAUCCACGUGAAGACUCCUACCGCAGUAGCUGUAGUAGUUACCGUAGCGGCAGCAGCAACUCCCCGCGGAAGAGGCCAUAUGACCAGUAUGACAAUGACCAGGAUCACAGGGACCGCCGGGCCUAUUAUGACAGACAUCCAGACACCAAGCGGAGACGCGGCGAUGACUUCCGUCCUCCCCAAGACUUCAGGAGUGGAGGAGGCCAUCCCCAGGACUUCAGGGGGAGGAUGCUGGAGCAAAGGGGGCCAACAGGGCAAGAACACUUCCCCCGGCCCUAUCCAGACAACAAACCCCCUCCCCUGCUGGACCCACGCUCCCCACAGGCUCAGAAGUCCCCCCAGGACUCACGCUCGCCAAACGCAGAGCGGACUGCAGAGCGUAAAGCAGCAGGGGCUGAUUUAAACUGGAACAACAGGAAGACAUGAGGCCUGUCACUGAAUGGAAAGGUGUUGUCCAGGUGAGGAACACAGUGGUGCUGCUGAAGGACGGGUCUGGGCUGGCUAGACUCACUGUUUCGCUGUGCCAGACAUAACCUCAGUCGGAAACGGAAUUGACAAAUACUCUGUUUACCAGCAAACACCAAACUCUCCACAUUCCUCCCCCAGGUGUGAUUGUGGUAACGAUCUGUGUCUGUGCCCAUGUAGAAAAGUGUUCAACAUUAUGAAAUAUGUAUCACACUAAGAAAUGUUUUUGCUGUUGAAAUGACAGAUAAUCAAUCAGUCAGUGUUAGUGAUGAGUCUGUAGAAUGCCUAUGGAUAGUUAGUCCUAUGGACUAUUAUGUGGGGAAAGAUUGAUGAUGACUGAUCUGGAAACAUUGAAGUGUCUGAAGUAUUUAGCCUUUUAAAUGUUAGCGGUAUGGGAUUAUUCCCAAAUACUUUUAUUUUUUUGAGUUUAGCUUUAUGCCAUUAUAAUAAAAGUAAUGUUUAUUAAUCUUGACCUGGUUAUGAAACUAUCAUAAUUUCAUAAAGAGAUGCCCAUUCUUUCCCGACUCAAAAUAAGUGCACCCUUCUGUCUAAAUUGAAGACGAAUAGUAAGUUAGUCACGCCUGUACCUAGUUCUCAGAAUUGCUAUUUAAAGUGUUUUAAUGAGCAUUUGUCAUUAGUGUUGAUAAUCAUUCUUCUGUAAAGACAUUCAUUGCCAUUGUCUUUUUUUUUGGUUUAUGAUAACUUAUUAGCGGGUCAGUGGUUAAGGACCUAAUGAGAAGGACAUGUUUAUAAACAUUAUUUAAGGUAAUUCGUUGUGCAAAGCUUCAGAAGAACACUGACUGUUAAAGCUAUCCCUAACCACGUUUAUUUGUAGGUGUGCAAAGAAUUUGCCAUUCAAACCAUAUUUCUCUCUAUCCUAUGUAUGAAUGGUACUUUUGCAUUUUACAUUGCACAAUUAGUACUGCACUCUACUGGCUUAGUCAACCCGUAAAAGUAUUGAGCUAUGUUUGAGAAGAAUCUGGAAAUAAUUGUUUCAUUUUCUAUAGUUAUGUGAUUCCCAGUGUCAGCAGUGUAACCACUGAUCGAUUUUCUAAGGUACACUUGAGUGUUUACGGAUGUGGUUGAUGACAAGCUGUUAUUGGUCAUUCUGUUUUAGUGCCAAACCAGAGACUGGCCCUGCUGUGGUUCUUAUGAUUUCUGGUGUGCUUCUCCAUUUGUGCCUUAUUUCUGUGUAUAUUUUCAUACUGUAUAUCCUACUGGACACAUGUCAAUUCAAUGUAAUUUCAUUGAAAUGACAUGGAAACAACUGAUUCAACCAGUGUGUGUGCCCAGUGGGAUGGGUUAUGGACAUUUACUGUACUCUUCUACAGAGAUGAUACAGUAUUAAACAGUCAUUUUUUUGAGAUUGUUCUCAAUGGAUGAUUGUGUAACGUGGCAUGCUUGUUAAGCGAAGACUGGUGGUGGGAACAAAAUGAUAUUGUUUGUUAUGUUCUUCUGCAACUCCCCAAAAGAUCUUGGGGAAAAAUGAUUUACACAGAUGAAUCAGUGUUAUGUCCUCUGUGGGCAUAUCUGAUAGAAGGAAUAGCCAACCAACACCACCUUCCUUUUCUCCACGCUACAGUCCCUGGAGUUGUGUUUUUGAAAACAAGCCUAAAUAAUUUAUAUUUGUGAGAAAGCCACUCCAUGUGAAAUAUACUGUCAAUAUGUUUAUAGACAUAUGUAUUAAACUUUGCUACAUUAUAAAA
Oncorhynchus mykiss (rainbow trout) is the source of this 9323-nucleotide messenger RNA. The record is from RefSeq and is a predicted model, not a curated record. NCBI's taxonomy places the organism in Eukaryota, Metazoa, Chordata, Actinopteri, Salmoniformes, Salmonidae.